CAUAAACACCUGAAAUAAUUUAUUAUUGAGCAAAUAUUUACGACAAUAAGUAGAAUCCUACCGCAUACGUUGACCUUAUGAGAUCUUUUCGCUAUAUAUGUCUGGAAAAUUCUGAGAGAAUUUAGUGUACUCAAACGGAAGUUUUUUAGGAUAUCUUCAGUGCAUAAAAUACAAAACACAUUGAAUUUCCGAUGAAUGCUUUAGUGUUUGCAAUCUUGGUUAGUUUAAGCAGUUUGAGCAUCAUCGCUGGAGAUGAAUUUGAAGAUACGUUUAUAAAAUUUUUUGAAGGCAUGUGUGAAAACGAAGAACAGAGGGAAGAGAAAACGCAGUGCUUAGAACAUUUUCCUGUAAAGGUAAGCGUUAUGGCUAUGACGAAAACUGCAUGUGAAGAUGUGGAAUGUGUAAUUAAAAAAAUGUGUGUUGAUAAAGACAUUAGAAAUGAAAUUGUUAGAGAGUUACAAGCCAAUCCAGCCGAAUUGGAUUUUACUGAUGAAAUGAGAGCAAAUGUACUGAGCUGCAUAAAGAACUUCGUGUAAUGGAAUAAGGAAAUUGCUGCCACUUCGUAUUUUGAAGCGAAUCUGCAUUUUUACUCAGCUUUAUGAUUUAUGUUCAUUUUAUUGUUAAAACUCUUUUUUUAAAUUUCAUAUCAAAAUAAACAGUUCAGCAUGACUUC
This is a messenger RNA of Stegodyphus dumicola, 673 nucleotides long. RefSeq lists its product as uncharacterized. Lineage: Eukaryota; Metazoa; Arthropoda; Arachnida; Araneae; Eresidae. The record is from RefSeq and is a predicted model, not a curated record.